AUGAAUUCAAAAACAAAAUUUAAUGCUUUAUUGUUUACGCCGUUGAGAUUACGUGACCUAACAUUGAAAAACAGGGUAUGUGUGAGUCCUAUGGGUCAGUGUUCUGCAUUGGAUGGUAUGCCUCAAGAUUUCCACCUUGCUCAUUAUGGAUCAUUUGCAUUGGGAGGCGUGGGAAUGGUUAUGGUUGAAGCCACUAACGUAGAAGAGAGGGGUCGGGCAACUCCUGGAUGUACUGGACUGUGGAAUGACACACAAACCGAUGGCUGGAAACGUGUAACUCAUUUAAUUAAGACUUUGGGUUCGGUUGCAGCCAUACAACUGGCACACGGAGGGCCUAAAGCCAGUUGUGUGCCCUUUUGGGAGGGCUACCAAUCAUUGGCCGAUGACAGGGGCGGGUGGCCUACCAUUGGUCCGACUGCCGUACCAUUUGGUGGACCCGUUUGGAAAGUACCACAGGAGGCCUCACAACACGAUAUCAAACAAAUAACCCUUUCGUGGAUAGAGUCGGCCAAACGAGCCGUUUGUGCAGGUUUUCAGGUCAUAGAACUGCAUUUUGCACAUGGUUAUUUAGUGAGUAGUUUUCUAUCGCCCAUAACUAAUCAUAGGUCAGACAAUUAUGGCGGUUGUCUCGAGAAUCGGAUGCGUUUUGGUUUGGAGAUCGCGCGGGGAGUACGCGAUGCUAUACCCGAUUGCAUUGCAUUAGGUGUGAGACUAUCCGUCACUGACUAUCACAAAGACGGCUGGGAUUUGAAGCAAAGCAUUGAAUUUGCGAAACAAUUAAAACAAAUUGGAAUCGAUUUCUUGGAUUGCAGUUCAGGAGGUGUUGUGCUGAACGCAGCCGAACACCCACUCAACACAAAUCGGGCACAAUUAGAGGCCUCAGCAAUCAUACAGCAAACUGUGGGUUUGGCCACAGCAGCAGUCGGUCAGAUCGUAGAUCCUCUUGUGGCAGAAGAUAUAUUGCAGAGUAAUGGAGCCUCACUUAUAAUGAUAGGUCGGGCACUUUUAAACAAUCCUCACUGGGCUUAUGAAGCGGCCGAUGCUUUAAACGCUAAUUAUAAUUCAUUUAAAUAUCACAAACAAUACGAGUGGUGUAUUGGAUGGACAGCCCGAGAAGCGCCGCGUUAUGGCAUGAAAGCAAUGGCUGCCGAUCCCGACCGAUGCGAUAUGAAUGAUCUGUCACUUCUGCCUCUCAUACCCAACUCAUUGGCUAUAUUUUGUGUGUCCACGUAUUGGGAGGGCGACCCCACCGACAAUGCUAUGGCUUUCUAUAACUGGCUAUUAAAAGGCGACACUCGUCUCAAUGGCGUUCGUUAUGCUGUCUUUGGUUUAGGAAACAGUUCUUACGAAUACUUCAACAAAAUGGGCAAAUAUGUAGACACGAGACUCGAAGAAUUGGGUGCAACGCGUAUACAUCCACUCGGAUUAGGAGAUACGGCUCAACACAUCGACAACUAUUUUAUCAAUUGGAAGAAAAACUUAUGGCAAUCG
This is a messenger RNA of Medioppia subpectinata, 1491 nucleotides long. NCBI's taxonomy places the organism in Eukaryota, Metazoa, Arthropoda, Arachnida, Sarcoptiformes, Oppiidae. The record is from the annotation of a GenBank genome assembly.